Formica exsecta is the source of this 1653-nucleotide messenger RNA. RefSeq names its product isopentenyl-diphosphate Delta-isomerase 1 (gene Idi). Gene Ontology annotation, cellular component: cytoplasm. The coding region runs from base 527 to 1270 and encodes 247 amino acids. NCBI's taxonomy places the organism in Eukaryota, Metazoa, Arthropoda, Insecta, Hymenoptera, Formicidae. Gene Ontology annotation, molecular function: isopentenyl-diphosphate delta-isomerase activity. The record is from RefSeq and is a predicted model, not a curated record. The transcript is spliced from 3 exons. Gene Ontology annotation, biological process: isopentenyl diphosphate biosynthetic process; isoprenoid biosynthetic process.
CAUAUUCAUGAUUUUUUUAAAUCUAUGAUUGUUUGAAACCGGACAUCCUGAAAUACUGACAAGUGCGAACAUGUGUUCCAUCUGAGAUAACACAUGAUUUUACGUAAACGAAUGAAAUUUUAUUAAUCAUAUUAAUAACUUUCUUAUACAUUUCGGGAUUACUUAAAUAAAAGCUCAUUUGUGUAACGAGUUACGGAAACGAUCGAAAAGUAACGUUUACGUAUAUAGUUAUAGUUAACUGCAUGUGUAAAUUCUUGGUAUACCCGUCAUUAUUUUUGAUACCGCAUGCGAGUAAAUAUUAAACUAGUUCGUGAUUGGCUUUUUAAUUAGAAAGUUUAACAGUGUGCUCCUAAUGUUACUCAGGUAAAAGUACGCAUCAAUAUCUUAUUGCGUAUAACGUACGCGUUUAUUCAAGAUAUUUGAUUCUUGUGUUAAUUUUCUGCAACCUUGGUUUCGAAAUACAGUCUCAAAGUUACGCUCUCUAGUUGCUGUUUGGCAGUGGAACAAUUAACUUAUACUUGUCGUCAUGAUACAAGGAGUGUCUAGGAAGCUUUGCAAUAUCAUGCAUAAGAUUACAACGUUUGCGGGAAAAAAUUAUGGAACGGCACAAAUAGCACCGUUGCAGCAAGCUGCUUUGAAGGAACGUUGUAUACUUAUAGAUAAGUUUGAUAGACCUAUUGGCCAAGCUACAAAAGAAUUCUGUCAUGAAAUUAACGCAGAAGGAAAUGUACCGCUUCAUAGGGCAUUCAGUGUCUUUCUGUUCAACAACAAAGGAGAGCUGUUACUCCAAAAACGAUCCAGUAAUAAGAUAACAUUCCCAGAUCAUUAUACAAAUACUUGCUGCAGUCAUCCAUUGGCAGAGAUUCCUUCUGAAAUGGAAGAGGAGAACGCUAUGGGUAUACGCAGAGCAGCUAUAAGAAGACUCAAUUAUGAACUAGGUAUACCCAGCGAUGCAAUCAAACCUCAUGAACUAUUUUAUCUGACGAGAAUCUACUAUGAAGCAAUGAGUAAUUCACGUUGGGGUGAACACGAGAUCGAUUACGUGCUCUUUUUGCAAAAGGAUGACAUCACUAUAGAUCCUAAUCCCGAUGAAGUGAGCGAGGUUCGUUGGAUGCCUAGAUCAGAGAUUAAAAACUUCGUAAAGACUAUGAUACCGUUAACGCCAUGGUUCCAUCUAAUGUACCGAUACAAACUGUUGCAUUGGUGGGACAAUCUACAUACUAUACAUAAAAUGCAAGAUCUCGAUAACAUAAACACAUUGUCGAAUUGAUUCAAGCGAGUUUACCACAAAUUCUGAUUACCAAAGAUUCGUUGCAUAUAUUGCAUUUUUGCAAACUGAUAAUUUUCUGUAAUUUAAGAUAAUAAAUAUUAAAUAUAUGGGAUCUAUUUGUACCUGUAUUUUUUAACUUGAAUAUAUUAUAUAUACAUAUUUCUAUAUAUAUUGUGCAAUACAAAUAUGGAAAAAAGCAAUUUUUCUAAUAUAAGAAAGUUAGAUGUGUGUAUAGAAAAAUAAGAAAGAAUUUGUGAAACCUAAUCUUUUCUCGAGAGCAUAAUAAAAAUAUAAUACAAAAUUUAAACACUUUUUGAUGCAAAAGAGCAUGCACAUAUUUUAUUAAGCAAUACAAUUGUAACUAAAUAAAUUUGUUACUAUAA